AAUGCAUUUCGCACGGCCGUUGAGGAAAAUCUUUGGAAGCAAUUCACGAACCCAAACGCAGGUCAUGAGAAAACAGCUUUCCCAAAGGCUCAGGGAGACCAGGAAAAGGCUAUGACGGAGAGGUCUCCAAGGCAGACGGGGGUCUACCAUAAAUUCCAGAUGUAG
Aspergillus ochraceoroseus IBT 24754 is the source of this 165-nucleotide messenger RNA. RefSeq lists its product as uncharacterized. The transcript has a single exon. The annotation marks the transcript as partial. Lineage: Eukaryota; Fungi; Ascomycota; Eurotiomycetes; Eurotiales; Aspergillaceae. The record is from RefSeq and is a predicted model, not a curated record.